AUGGACACCACAGCUCCCACAAAUCCUGCAGGUGUGCCUAUCUCCGAACUAGGUGAUGACGACACGGAGUCCGCCCGCUCGAGAUCGAAUCUGGGCGCAGAGCUUCCGGUUGUCACCGCCCGGGAGGGUCGGGUAGCUCUCACUGAGCAGACGCUACGUUCGCAUGUUGGGUCCCUUGGACCUCAACCAGCAUACGUGCCAUCACGAGCGUCGCUGACACAUCAGCCCUCACCCACAGUCGUAGGCUAUUCUCCGGUGCCUCCAUCGCACACCUCCGUUCCAACUGUCGUGAAUCAGUUGUAUCAGCAUCAGCAAAACGUUCUGAUCAGUGCGGAUCCUGCACUGAUUAUGGACACAGCAAAUGCAAGACAUGCUGAAGCCGUUCGCAACAUCCAAAGCGAAAACAGGGAGCAAAUUCUCGCUUUGGAAACAGGUGCCAUGAGUCAAGUCGCUCAGCUGAGGCUUGAGCAUGCACAGUUGCAGUCAAAAGCCAGAGCCUUUGAAGAACAGGCUAAUCAAAACAUCCAUGCUGGUCGGCAGGCCGUAGCCCAGUACCAAAUUGAGGCUGAAACAGCCGCUGCUGAAGCUGAGCAGCUAAGGCAGCGCCUCCUAUCCGCUGAACAGACAGCUGCGAAUGUUGUCGCCCAGGUGGAAACCGAGGCUAAUCGAAGGUUGCAGGCUAAUCAAGCCGACGUGUCGGCUCGUGACAACGAGCUCUCUCGCCUCAAAGGUGAGAUGCAAGAGAUGAUGAGGAUUCAAGCCCUCAACAUGGAGAUGCUGCAAAAGGACAAUGCCGAGCUAAGAACACGCUUGGCGGGAGCCAAAGCUGACCCAUUGGGCAAUGAACCGGAACAGUUUGGAAAGAUCACUUUCACCGGCCUUCAAGAGCUUGACGAUGGGAAAUCGGCAGCGGCCACCAGCGAUUCGAUCGCCCGGCAGACGCCGAGGAAGGCAAUCAUCCAGUUAGCCAGGGAUUACCACAAGGCUGGCGCCUCUGUACUUCUUUGGUUCCAUCAACGGAAUCCGGGGGGUACAGACAAGGAUCAGGACGAGCUCAAUAGCAUCAUGUUCUCCAAGACUUGGGCUUCGUUUGUUGACAUCGCCGAUGCUCUUAAGAAGUACAAAGCGAGGUUCAUCAUUACGUGGCCCAGGGACAGCGUGUUCUGGGGAUGGCAGCUUGUCAAGAGGGUACUUGAUGGCUAUGGUUUUAGCAAAACUCACCUUAAGCCGAUGGUUGAAGCUGCUGACUUUAAGCCUGAAGUCAUUGCCCACUACACGCUAGCCUCCAACACGAAGCGUCUUGUUGAAUUCUUGAGACGAGGAUUGAAGGAUAGUGCCAAGAAAUCAGAGUCCCAACACUACUUCAAAGGCACCCUUACUGCGAUCCUUGGUCGUGUUUUUGAAGAUCAUGAAGUCCAAAAAUCAGAGAGAAAUCAGACUCACGUUGUAGCUGUUGCGCUCAAGAUUCAAGCAUCCCCAACGUCCUCUCUUUCGCUCCUUCCCAUUGCGAACAUGUCCUCUGCCCAGAGCACCCGUGACGCUCUUGCACAGGGAACCGCAGCCCGGGAGGGUGUGCAGACUGCUGAGGAGUUGCAGUAUGCAACGGCUGAUCGUGAGGAACGCAUUCAGGCGUAUCGUGCCGCACUCAAAAGUGCCGAUCGCCUGGCUGACGCCGUGGCCGGAAUCACCCACCUUGCUCGGCAUGCUGACCUUGCUGAGGUGUUUGAUGAACCCGGGGCUGACGCCGACGGUGAUGAAAUGUUCCUUGGAAUCAUGACGGUGAAGGAAUGGCGCGACAUGCGUGUGCAUGCGCCGAAUGCGCCCUGGACUGCAUUGUACGAAGCCUGGUUCCGUCAUUAUGCUUGCCGCCAGGGCAACCCGUACAUGCAGGACCAACGCAACACCUCUCUGACGGGAUGGUCAGCCCUCAUCCUUCAGCACAUUAAGGAUUUGGGUAUCCUCGGAUGGGGUGUUAACUUCGAGAAUGCCAUCAAUAAGACGGCAAUGUAUGACAUUUGCCAUAGGGUCCACAUUCUGUCAGAGGGUAGCGGUACCUUCCCACUGUUUCCUGCGAGCUCAGCUCUCUUGGACGGGCUCUACAGCCCAGCCUUGGGCAGGAUUUCCGCGCCCCCCACGGCGGAAGCCGGUGGUUUCGACGGCACCGACAUUCUUGUGGCCGGGGACUCAUCCUUGGCAUUGUGCUGGAUGCAAGGAAAACGGUGUGUGAAGAAAACCACUAUCUUCCCGAUGAUGCAGGACAUAGUCCGCGCGAACCCAGAGUUCGGGGAAGUCACAUGCCUGAUGGAGUGGGGCAAAGGUCUCGACAGGCCGCAGAGUGAGCUGGACGAGAUUGAACAUUGGCCCGCAAAGCAGCGGCUGAUGGUCGAGAAGAGCGUCCGCCGUCUCAUCGAGCUGCGGAAGCACACUCGUGUCAGAGGCCUGACGGUUCUCUUGGGAGAUGACAACGGUCGUUUUUACAACCUGCCCAGCGAGUAUGAUGAAGAAAUGGGUAAGUACGCCCGGCAGUUGCUGAGUGCAGGCAUCAGCGUCGUUGAUCCAUCAAGUCUCCUGAUGAGGACUACGCGUCCUGAUGGGUUCCACAUCGAGGUCACUGACCCGAAUGUGACUGCAUCCUUGCAGUGGUGGCAUGCUCUCAUCAGAGCCGUGUCCACCGACCGAAUCAUCACUCGCCGGAAGGCUGAGUUCGUCGCCAAUCAGAGAAGUAUUGUGUUCCGCAAUCACUUCGAGCUUGGGAAGGCUGAAAAGACGCUCACGGUGCCGCCUGCUAGCCAGCGCAUCCUUGAGCCAUUGGACCACGCACCCAUGCUUCCGGCGGAAGCCAGGGAAGAGGAUGAGCAGAUCGUUCUCGACCACCCUCUUCUGAUGAUGAUGCCUGAGCCGGUCGAUGAUGUCGAUCUCAAGCCGGAAGGCUCUGAAGAGGUGACCCAGGUUGAACACGUUCUAUUCAGCCGUGAUGUUGGGUCAGAGCUGCCCCUCGACCUUGUCGCCAUCGAUCCUGAGGCGCAAGAGGACUUUGCCUUUACGGUGGCACGUGAUGUCAUCAACACCACGAAUGUGCUUAUCCCUGACGGAGACGCCAUCGAGAAGGAGGCCGCUGACGGCAUCCCCACGGUGUGGGACGAACCCCCGGUUCCGGCAUUGGAAGAUGACCGCAGACUCCCGAAAGGCACAGUCAGGUAUUCGCAGUCUCUUCGCAAAGUCGGGUCGACGCCCAAGUCGAAACCCGAUCCUGCCAAGCACAGGAGAAUCUCGGAGACAGUCGAUACCGACGACGAAGAGGAUGUCGUUAUGGACCUGGAUCCUGAUGACACCGCUCAGCCGUCGGAAGACGCAGCUCAGCCGUCGGAAGACGUUGCUGAUGACUUCGAGCCAUUCUUUGAGUGGUGGGGCUAUGAAGACAUCCCCGAUUUUGCCCCAAGCCAUCGCUACAUGACAGAUGGCAAGCGGCGAGCAUUGAGCUUAAUGCCAUGA
Messenger RNA from Symbiodinium sp. CCMP2592, 3492 nucleotides. Lineage: Eukaryota; Dinophyceae; Suessiales; Symbiodiniaceae. The record is from the annotation of a GenBank genome assembly.